AUGGUCAACUCCGCCAUGUGCCACCACUGUUCGUCACAAAUUGCCCUCAGAGAGGAGUCAUUCGACUUCUUCGCUUCCGCAGCAGUGCCUAUCACUCCUCGAUUUCGCCAGCUUUUGAACCAUUUCAUCGAAAUCCUCACACCUGUCACCAAUCCUGUCAUAUACGGUCCGGCGGACAAAAUUGUGAUUACGUCCGCUCUGAUUGACAUUCUCAGGAGUGUCGUCAAGGAUCCAGCCUGUUUGCAUGCUGUGAUCGCGGAUGCAGCCUCGCAUCAGGCUGGAGUGCGGAAGGAAAACAAUCAGGUUGAAGAGCAUAAGCUUGCGCAAGAAGAAGCGGAUACCCAUCGAAGUAAGGCUAUUAGCCUAGUUCGAGCCAGACUCCAGUAUCAGCAUGGAUCUUUCAGUACGUCCACCAUAAUCACUGUGCGUCAUUUGGGCGUUAUGGCCAUAAAGCAAGGAGAGGAGGAAUUUGUCGCUCACCACGAUGGAUUGGCGGAAAUGGUCAAGCUCAGUGGAGGCAUCGAUGCGCUCCCUCGAACAGCGGCUUAUCACGUCUCCAAGGCCGAAGCUCAGAUGGCGUGGCAUCGACAACGAACACCGCUUCUCCCUCCUUUCAAGAGCAGAUUCUAUGACGCCGACUGCUGGGAUGAGGAAGCCGGAAUGUUGCUGGACCAGUUUGAAAGACCCUGCGAAGAUCACCAUCUGUGGACCUCCUUAUGUCCUCAAUUGUUCGAGGUAGCAUGUGAACUGCAACACCUCACUCGACUGGUCGAGACUUACAGUAGGACCCCUCGUCUGGUUACGGCAUUGAUGAGGGAGUUCGCCGAGGACACUUAUGCAAAAGUUCAGUACAACAUUGUGUCCUUCCCAUUCCCAUGCCCGGGCGCCUGCGACACUCCUGAAUACCACCGUCAGGAUGCUUUGCGGGUGGCGGCCCUGAUAUAUCUCAAUACGGCAAUCCGUGUGAAGCCAUACGACAAGUUUCUGCAGACAUUGAUCACCCGUCUGUCAGGAUCUUUGCAGAAGUCCAAUGUCGAAGAACUUUGGGUACCACACCAGAGCGUUCUCCUCUGGGUAAUGUUCCUUGGGUAUCAUGCAUGUAGGGGGAAGGCUGAGCAGGAGUGGUAUGCGACUGAGCUUCGGCGGCUGGUACAUUUCGUGCACUUCCGGAGGCUGGAUGAUAUACGCGUGGUCCUUCGCAUGUCUCUCUAUAGAGAGAGCGUUUAUGACGCAACAUUGCGUGACUUGUGCACGAAUUGUUUGCAGCCAUUGUUGAAUGAAUAAAAUGUAAGAGGAAGGG
This is a messenger RNA of Exophiala viscosa, 1300 nucleotides long. RefSeq lists its product as uncharacterized. The record is from RefSeq and is a predicted model, not a curated record. Bases 1 to 1284 code for a protein of 427 amino acids. NCBI's taxonomy places the organism in Eukaryota, Fungi, Ascomycota, Eurotiomycetes, Chaetothyriales, Herpotrichiellaceae. The transcript is spliced from 4 exons.